AUGAUCGUAUCCGGUUACUUGGGUCGUCAAAUAGUACCAGAGAUCGAAGCAUUGCCACAACUGGAAGCAAUUUAUGUGUUUUGUGGCAACCAAUCGGUUCAUGAACAAUGGGCUAAAAAAAUAAGCAAGGUUAAGGGUGUAUAUACUAAAAUAGAACCAAUUUGUCAAGCACUUGAAAUCGAUCGACAACGAUGUGAUCAAGCUAUGAUCCCGAUCAGCUUUAAUGGUCGCGAUGCAUUAUUUAUGUAUACACAACUUUUAAAAGAAGCGCUUUUGGAAAUUGAAGAUGACGAUGUCAAAUCGAUUAAAGAUCUCGUAGAAUACUGUCGUCUGCAAAAUGAUAUUGAUAAAGGUCAAAUUAGGAAGGUCGAAAAUGAAUAUCGUGAUCAUACACCAAUAUGGUGGUAUACAGCGGAGACAUUUAUUUAUCCAAUGCUCAAUCGUGGACUCCGACAAAUGGAUGUUGACAUCAUCCUUAAAAUGGGCUUUUUCAUCCGCCAUUUACAUCAACAUAUUAAAGAAUUACAUUGUGAACAACAAGGGAACAUGCCAACAAAUUUUCAAGUCUUCCGUGGACAAGGUUUGUCCAUGGAAGAUUUUGAAAAAAUGAAAAAAACCAAAGGGGGACUUAUGUCCUUUAAUAAUUUCUUAUCAACAAGUCGCAAUCGUGAGAUAUCUUUCAAAAACUUCGCACGACCAGCAGCAUUAAAUACAAAUUCAGUUGGCAUCCUUUUCAUUAUGAAUAUUGACACGGCUAUUUGCACAAAAUCAUCGACACCAUUUGCUGCAGUAAGCAAAGUUGGCUACUACAAAGAUAAAGAGGAAGAAAUACUAUUUUCAACACAUGCGAUUUUUCGUAUCGAUCGCAUUGAACGAAUUCACGAUAAUCACUCUGAUAGGCUAUACGAAGUUAAUCUCACUAUUGUGGGUAAUGACAAUCAUGAAUUGAACACACUUACUGCACAUAUACGUGAGGACCUUGGUGACCGCACAGGAUGGUCUCGACUUGGUGACAUACUUAUUAAAGUGGGCGAACCUGCAAAAGCAGAACAACUUUAUCAAAUUCUCCUCGCAAAGGCGUCUUCUGAUCAAGAUCGAGCAGAAUACAAUCAUCAACUUGGCUGGGUAUAUGAUGACAUGGGAGAGUAUUCAACAGCACUUUUAUAUUACGCAAAAUCACUGGAUAUCUACAAGAAAAUUCUCUCUCCAAAUGAUCUCAGCUUGGCUUCUUCCUACAACAACAUCGGUACUGUAUAUGCCAAAAUGGGCGAGUACUCGAAAGCACUUUCAUCGUAUCAACGAUCACUUGAAAUCCGAAAAUUAGAAGCUGUUGGAGAUACAGUAGAACCAUUUCAUUUUAUUUUACAUCCAAAAGAUGAACAAAGUUUAACUCGUGAAAACCAAGAUAAAGGAAAAGAAUUAUAUUCACUUUUAGUUCACCAUGAAAUUAUUCAAGGAGAUACAAUAAGAAAAAUAUUUCGAAAUAAUUCACAAGAACGAGAUAAAAUAGAAAAGAUAAUUCGAAAUGAUCUUGAUCCUUCGAUUGCCGAUCCAUUAAUUAGUUUAUUAAAUAGUAAAUCUUAUUUUGAAAAAAAAGAUUUCGACGAUAUUGUUUGUUAUAGUGAAGAAUUAUGGCAAACUUUAAAUAUAAAUAGAAUAGAAAAAGAAUUACCACGGAUAUAUGAAAAUGUUUGGAAAGAUUUAGAAGAUAAAAUAGAUCCACAACAAUCUGGUGGACUUGCCAAAUAUAAAUAUGGAGAUAUUAAAAGAAAUAUUGAAAGAAUUUUAAAUAAAAUUUUAAAAAGUAUUCAAUUUGAAAAUGAUAAAGAAUUAAUUUUGUCGAAAAUUUUGUCUUUACAAGGAGAUACUUGUUCAUUUAAAAAAAGUUUAAAAGCUAAUUUAAAAGAUUUUAUAGAUCUUCAAGAUCAAGAAAAUGUUCCAAAAGAUAAAUCUUGGUGGGAUUGGAAUGCUUUUGCCGUUGCAAUGAUAGGACUUGUUCAAGUCAUUACCGAAGCUGUUUUAGUAGCCUUUGGUUUGACUCAGAUAGGCAAUGCUUUAAUUAGUGAAGGUGUUUCUAAUAUGGCAGAAUUAUCAGGUACUUUUAGUUGGAAAGAAUGGGCAAUACAAAAAGCAAUUAGCUUCGGUCUCUCUAUGUUGACUGUUGGAAUUGGAAAGUUUUUGAUGGAUAAAAUUAUGGAACAGAUUCAAGAAAAUGUUAUACAAAAGAUUGUUAGUAAAAUAGAAGAGAAUUUAUUAAAAGGAGUAAUUGGUUUAAUAAAUAAUAAAAUAGAAACUCUUUAUCUUCAAAAAAAAACAUUAGGAAAAGAUAUUUUAUUACCUCAACAAUUUGAUAAUAUUCGAACACGAGUUGUAUCUUCUUUAAGAAAUAGUUAUCAUGUAUUUGCUGAUGGUCUAAAGAAAUCAAAUUCAAAAUACGUUAAAAUAGCUGCUACUACUCUUAAAGCAAUAGAUAUCAUUAAUAAUUAUUUGAGAGAAGCAAAAGAUAAAGAUAGAGCUUUAGGUCUAGCUGAUAUAAAAAUGUUAGCAGAUCGUAAAAGAAGAAAAAUAACUGUUUACAAUUCAGAUACUGGCGAAAAAGAAAUAAUAAAUCCUUCAGAAGUAAGAAAAAUACCUGCUCUUUUUAAACAAUCUGCUAAAAUCUAUUAUGAAGCAGAUGAAAAUGGAGAUAUUGGACAUUAUUUUACUGGUUGA
This is a messenger RNA of Rotaria sp. Silwood1, 2712 nucleotides long. The record is from the annotation of a GenBank genome assembly. Lineage: Eukaryota; Metazoa; Rotifera; Eurotatoria; Philodinida; Philodinidae.